Molecule: messenger RNA, 2541 nt
Organism: Puccinia triticina
Lineage: Eukaryota; Fungi; Basidiomycota; Pucciniomycetes; Pucciniales; Pucciniaceae
Exons: 13
Coding region: 1-2541 (846 amino acids)
Source: RefSeq, a predicted model, not a curated record
AUGGCGAUCGCUAGCUGGGUCGCUCGGAGUCGUGGGUUCCUGCAAACUCAGUGUCUGUCCGCCGAACUCAAGCUGCCCCCAGCGGUCUUCUCGGCUCCUCGAUCAUCAGCAGCACACUUCAGAGUGUCAUUGAGCUUGGUCUCCUCGGCCUAUGUAGCGUGUUGGCUGUCCUCUUCGGAACUCCAAAGCCGUUCUCCUCCAAGGCAGUCCAUCCCAUCGAUGAGAUCAGUCAGCAGGUGUUUGAAACUCCGGGAGUGGAAACCGAAACGGGAACAACCUCGUGGUUCUUUCUUACAAUACUCUCUUGACUUGCCACAAGCCAUGCGUACACAUGGACAAGCAGAGCGCUUCGCGAUGUCCUGGAGAAGGUUGAAGUUAUGUCGAAGGCCUGCAGCAGUCAUCGCUUUUGCCUUUAUGACGACGACGACUAUGAUGAUGCAGAAACUGUAUCUCUGGGCUGCCCUGAAUCGAUGGGCUGUAUCGGAGGAGCCGACGGGUCCGACGAACAGACGGAAAGCAAGCGAAAUAUCAACUCAACCAGCCUCACAAGGUUAUCGCCCAUCCGCUCAAGAGAAGGCCGCUGGAGCCUUGCAUCCACCGAGCGUACAUACAUGGCUUGCUGUCUUGGCUAUCCGACGGCUGCCUGUGAGCACAGCGAUUCUGUUUCGGUUUCCCCAGUUCCGGCUCCUCCACGUGCCCGUACAGUCCCAAUCGAGCUUUCUUACAAGCCGGCAAUUCAGCCCUAGCUUCCAGAACUAUCACCAAUCCGAGAAGUACCUCAGUGAUAUGCGCCGGGAAGCGGAGAUUGCAAAUGGUAAGAGAGUCCAUGAUCUGUACCCUCAAGUGGGAUGCUCUAUCACGGCGAUCGGAAACAGGGUGGACGGAUUGAUCCGUUCCUUGGAGCGCCAGAGCUUCCCGUCUGAAGUCUCGAGGUGUCGCGUGGCCAGCCAGGAUAAGUGGGAAGCUUUUCGCCAGGUCGGGAGCAGCGAAAGCUCCAGCUCCGAAGGUGGGAUGACCAACAGGAAUCUGCAUCGAUUCCUUCUGUCAGAUUGUAGCCAAUUCUUGUCGUCCGACUCGACGGGCCAGCAGAGCUUCAAGUCCCUCGAAACCAAGCUGGGGAUAUGGGACGAGGAAGACAGCCCGCGAAACCUGCCGAUCCUUCUAGCGCGGAUACCGAACGCAAGCCAAGCGCAGCAAUGUCUGGACUCGUACGACAAGAGUUGCGGCUGGAUCCAUCGGCUGCUUCAUUGGCCGGCAUUCCGCGCGAAAGCUGCACACAUGCUGUCCCGGAAGCACCGGCUUUCGUACUGCAACCAGCCCGAUAUCCACUGGCUGGCCGUCCUGUUCGCCGCGUGUGGACUGGGCCUUUGGGCCGGCGAUUCUAUUGACACCGAGACGUGUCAAGACCUUCCCAGGACCAAACUGGGGCAACGAAGGCUGGCUUUGCGGUGGUUAAGGUGCGCAACUAGCGCCCUGGUGCUUGGCCAAUACGAUCAAGAUCCUUCUUUAGAUUCCCUACGAACAAUGUCUCUUUUGUUAUGCUUUCCACUUUAUUUCUCUGAUGACCCUUCAAUGGAAGGAGCGAUGGAGCUGAUCAUGCAAACCAUCAGCCUAGCACGCCAGCUGAACCUGGACGUUGAUCCAGACGAUCUUCCCUACUGGAGGCUCAAGAGCGAGACGGCCAAGGAUGAACGGCGCAGGUUUAUGGUUGCAAUCCUGUGCCAAGAGUUCCAGUUGGGCGGCCUGUUUUGCAAGAAAUGGUACUUCGAAUCGCCCUCGCAAUUCGCGCUCAAGAUGCCCAACCACCUCCCCGACGACGCCCAUCGGCGGGACGAAAGCCCGGCCGAGAAUCGCGACGCACCAGCCGAGCUAGACGGCGUGAUCUCGCGCUACAAAGUCGGGCAGAUAUGGCAGUUGAUCGGAAUCGGCUUCAGCGAGCAGGCCGGUGCGCCCGCGCAUGGCCGAGUAUUGGAGCUGGACCAGCAACUGCUGGAUGCCGAGGAGGAGUUCCCAGCACGGCUGAAGACAGCCUUCGAGCCACGCCUGGGCCUCCUUGAUCCGCUGCCAACGCAAGGGACCGUGGCCGAGAUGGACCGGCUGGGCACCCAUCUCGUCCUGGCUAGCGCUCAUAUCCGGCUCCAUCGGCCUUUCGUCAUUCCUCGCGGUGGAGUCUCGUCCGCACACCUCGAAUGGCACCGCAGAAGGAUCUUGUAUUACGGCCGGUUUAUUCUGGCUCUGUACGAAUCCGAUCACCUUCCCCUCCUCAAGCAUGUAUCCAUGAAUCUGUUUGUGCUCGCAGCGUGUAUCGCACUUUCGGUGUUGUUGAUUACCCCAACAGGCCCAGAAGAAGAUCUCAUGAACCUGAGACAACAAGUCCACCAAGUCUACAGCACUUACCAAAACACAUCCUCUUAUAGCAAUAGCAUGAUUUGGAACCGUAGCUACAAACUACUCGGAUCAAUCUUGGAGACCGACAGGAAGAUUCUCCUCAAUCCAGAAUACAAGAUCAAUUUCGCCCUCUUGGAGACUUUGCUUCAAUGA